Manihot esculenta (cassava) is the source of this 2348-nucleotide messenger RNA. RefSeq names its product patellin-3. The record is from RefSeq and is a predicted model, not a curated record. Gene Ontology annotation, molecular function: lipid binding. Lineage: Eukaryota; Viridiplantae; Streptophyta; Magnoliopsida; Malpighiales; Euphorbiaceae. The transcript has 4 exons. Bases 121 to 2004 code for a protein of 627 amino acids.
UCCUUUUAAGCCUCACUCUUCCCUCUCAACUCCUCUGUUCUCUAUCUCUCUCUCCCUGUCUGUAACAACUCUUUCUUUUUCUUUUUUUGAUCUCUCUCGAGCAAAUCUUCAUCGUCGGCCAUGGCUGAGGAGACCCAGAAGUCGGCAGCACCUGCACCGGAGACUCCUUCAACUGAGGAAGUAGUUGUGGAGAAGCCCGUUGCUGAAAAAGACCAUCCACCGGCUCCUGAACCAGAACCUGAGGCACCGGAAAAGCCUGCACCUAUUGUUGAAGAGGUGGUUGCUGUUGAAGCUGACAAAUCUAAGGAAACUGAGGAUGUUAAGAUUACCCAAUCGGCUUCUUUUAAGGAAGAGACUAAUGUUGUUGGUGAACUCCCUGAUGCUCAAAAGAAAGCGCUUGAUGAGUUGAAACAGCUUGUUCAAGAAGCACUUAAUAAGCAUGAGUUUACUGCUCCGCCUCCGCCGCCACCUGCUAAGGAAGAGGAGAAGCCGGCUGAGCCUGAAAAGGCUGAGGAAAAGGCGGAGGAGAACGCUGAAGUGAAGGAGGAUGUGAAGGUUGAAGUCAAGGAAGAAGAGCAAACUCCUGAUGCUCCUUCUACGAGUGAAGAGCCCAAAGCCGAAGAACAACCAAAAUCUGCCGAGGCUGAGACUGUAUCCCCACCACCUCCACCGCCAGUGGAAGCAAAAGAGAAAGAGAAGGUUGAAGUUCAAGAAGAGGAGAAGGUGGAAGAAAAAGAAGAAAAGAAAGAUGAGCCACUGGCGGAAGCUGUUGUGGUCGCUGAAGAGGUGGUGGCGAAGGUUACUACUGUGGAUGAGGAUGGAGCCAAGACAGUGGAGGCAAUUGAGGAAACCGUAGUAGCAGUUUCUUCGACUCCUACUGCUGCAGAGGAGCCAGCCCCCGCCAAAGAAGCUGAGGCAGCUCCAGUGGAGGAACCCAAAGCAGAGGAAACACCUGCUCCUCCUCCACCACCACCGGAAGAAGUUUUCAUCUGGGGAAUCCCACUUCUUGGAGAUGAGAGGAGUGAUGUAAUCCUCUUGAAAUUCCUGAGAGCCAGAGAUUUCAAGGUGAAGGAUGCCUUCGCCAUGAUCAAGAACACCGUGCGCUGGAGAAAGGAGUUUGGAAUCGAUUCUCUGCUUGAAGAAGACCUUGGAAAUGAAUUACAGAAGGCUGUGUUCAUGCACGGAUUUGACAAAGAAGGCCACCCUGUGUGCUACAAUGUUUUUGGUGCUUUCCAGGACAAGGAGCUCUACCAAAAUUGCUUCGCUGACGAGGAGAAGCGUGUGAAAUUCCUGCGAUGGAGGAUUCAAUUCUUGGAGAAAAGCAUCAGGAAGCUUGAUUUCAGUCCAAAUGGUAUCUGCACUAUAGUCCAAGUCAAUGAUCUGAAGAAUUCUCCUGGGCCUUUCAAGAGGGAGCUCAGGCAAGCCACCAAUCAAGCCCUUGCUUUGCUUCAAGAUAACUAUCCUGAAUUUGUUGCCAAACAGGUGUUCAUCAAUGUUCCAUGGUGGUAUCUUGCAUUCAACAGGAUGAUCAGUCCAUUCCUGACACAGAGGACCAAGAGCAAGUUCGUUUUCGCUGGUCCAUCAAAAUCUGCAGAGACCCUUUUCAAAUAUGUAGCUCCUGAGCAAGUUCCAGUUCAGUAUGGAGGAUUAAGCAGGGAAGGAGAACUAGAAUUCUCUGUUGCUGAUUCUGUAACAGAGGUUAUAGUUAAGCCUGCAACCAAAUAUACUGUUGAAUUCUCAUUUUCUGAGAGGUGCCUUCUCUUGUGGGAACUCCGAGUCGUGGGUUCGGAGGUGAGCUAUGGAGCUGAGUUCGUGCCGAGUGCAGAGGAUGGCUACACAGUUAUUAUAUCAAAAACCAGGAAGAUUAGUCCAAGUGAUGAACCUGUAAUCUGUGACAGCUUCAAGAUUAGUGAAUCUGGCGAGGUUGUUCUUACCAUUGAUAACCAAACCUCCAAGAAGAAGAAGCUUCUCUACAGGACAAAGACUAAACCCUUGUCUGAAUGAGCUUCAGGAAUCUAAUGCCAUUGUUGGGUUUCAGUUUCCAAUCAAUUGAAGAAUGGAAUUGCAGAAAAUUGUCAUUAAAAACAGGGUUUUUUUGGGUUUAAAUUGAAAUUUGUUCUAUAAAGUAUGGGGAAUUUAUUUAUUAGUUUUAUUUUUCUUGUGGGGGGUUGUUAUUUGGUGUUGGAUUGGAUACAAAUUACUGGUAAAGAACAAUCUGGUAUUGUGGAAUGUGAAUGUUUCUGUCUCCAUUACGGACAGUGUCUCUGUUGUUAUUCUUCUGUAAAAUCCGUGUAAAUUUGAAAUGUAAAACCUUUCAUCCAUUUGUUACAUACAGAUUAAUUUCACCA